AUGCUGGAUGGCCAUCUAUUCUCCGAGGGGCCGGACAGCCCCCAGGAGCUCCAGGAUGAGGAGUCUGGAAGCUGCCUCUGGGUGCAAAAAUCCAAGCUGCUGGUGAUCCAAGUGAAGACUAUUUCCUGUCAUUAUAGUCGCCGCGCCCCUCCUCGACAGUCCAUGGACUUCCAAGCCAGCCACUGGGUCGGCGGGCCCCAGAGCCGCACGUGUGGGCUGCGCCCGGGAUCCCCUGAGCCGCCUCCCCGCCGGCCCUGGACCUCCAGGGUGUUACAGGAGGCGACCAACUGGCGAUUGGGGCCCCCAGCCGAGGCCCGAGCCCGGGAGCAAGAGAAAAGGAAAGCGGCAUCGCAAGAGCGGGAGGCCAAGGAGACCGAGAGAAAAAGGCGCAAAGCUGGUGGGGCCCGAAGGAGCCCCCCUGGUCGUCCCCGCCCGGAGCCUCGAAACGCCCCUCGGGUGGCACAGCCUGCAGGGCUCCCAGCUCCAUCACGGCCUGACCGCCUGGGGCCGGUGGGGCGACCACCCCGUCCAUCUGGUCAGCCGCAGAACGACCCAAGGGUGGCAUGGGCAGGGCCCUGGGGAGGUCGCAGGCCAGGCCCCCCCAGCUAUGAGGCUCACCUGCUGCUGAGAGCUGGGACGGCCCCACGACGCCGUUGGGACCGCCCGCCACCCUAUGUGGCUCCACCUUCUUAUGAAGGCCCCCACAGGACUUUGGGGACUAAAAGAGGUCCUGAACCUUCCCAGGCGCCCAUCUCAUCAGCCCCUGCUCAGACUCCAGCCAGGACAGAGGGAGGGUGUACAAAGAAAAGGCUGGAUCCUCGGAUCUACCGGGACGUCCUAGGGGCUUGGGGUCUCCGGCAGGAGCGGGGUCUCUUGGGGGGAUCCCCGGGCUGUGGAACAGCCAGGCCUAAGCUGGAGCCCCGCAAGGGAGCUGCGGAGAAGAGUCUGGGGCUGGCUGCUGCUGGCCGGAACAGUGGUCACUCCCAAACCGAAGUGGCUGGGAGGCCAGGCACAGCGACAGCUCCUGUGGGGUCUGCAACUGCGGCUCCCAGCCCCCCGCGUCCGGUUCCCAGAUCCAGGUCCUAUCUCAAGGGCUCUGGGGAAGGGAAGGAAGGUAGAGAACAGAGCUGGCUCCCCAAAUCCUGGAUUCCCUCCCUUAAAAAGCAGCCACCACGGCAUAGCCAGACCCUCCCCAGACCCUGGGCUCCAGGAGGCACGGGAUGGAGAGAGUCCCUGGGUCAUAGAGAGGGGGCCGGACCCGAAAUCUUGGAGGGUUGGAAGACGACCCGCCACGCCCACACCCUGCCCCGCAGUUCCCGCGGCCCAGCUCGCGGAGAAGGUGUCUUUGUCAUUGACGCCACGUGCGUGGUGAUAAGGUCCCAGUAUGUCACGACCCCUCGAACCCAGCAUGUGCAGCUUUUGCCGGCUGGGGUACCACGCAUUGUGGGGGGUGCCCCCAGCCAACCGAAGUCCAACAGGGAGGAAGGCGAGGGGGUCGCUGGUUUUCCUUCCCCUUGCCAAAAGCUGCUGUUGAGCAGUCGCCUUUCACACCAGCCAUAUGGGGGGCGCGGGUUCGAAGCUAAGGGCAGGAACCCCUCGGAUUCCUCAUUGGAGGAGCGAGCCUCCCGCAUCUUGGGGCUCCCGGUGGGCGAAGUAAACCUGCAGGACGCCCCCACGCUGCCAGGUAGCCCAGAGCACUCAGCCUUAGGCACAGAGACUUCGGGAGGCGCCAGUAGUGCUGAGGGUUCGAGGGAAGUGUCGGGGGUCCCACGGCACGCGGGCCGGAGCUGGGCGCGGAUCCCGGGGCCCUACGCGGGGGCCCUGCGGGAAGCCGUGUCCCGCAUCCGCCGCCACACCGCUCCAGACUCGGACUCAGACGAAGCUGCGGAGCUCAGCGUCCACAGCAGCUCUUCUGAUGGAAGCGACACAGAAGCCUCGGGCGCCUCCUGGCGGAAUGAGCGGACCGGGUCCCGGGAAGGCGGGAAGACAGCACAGCCAAGCGAUGGUAUCCGAGAGAUUCUAGAUGCCAUCAGCCGAACCGAGGAGGUCCUCUUUAGGGAGAGGGAUCCUAAGAGGACCCCACAGGAAAAUAGGGAGAGACAGUAA
This is a messenger RNA of Molossus molossus (Pallas's mastiff bat), 2106 nucleotides long. It is a transcript of the gene DDN, whose product is annotated as dendrin. Bases 1 to 2106 code for a protein of 701 amino acids. NCBI's taxonomy places the organism in Eukaryota, Metazoa, Chordata, Mammalia, Chiroptera, Molossidae. The transcript has 2 exons. The record is from RefSeq and is a predicted model, not a curated record.